CAUUCACGCCCGCGUCCAUCGUCCCGUGUUCUGCAGGUCAAUGUUGUGAUGGCGACCCAGUCAUCAUAAAGGACUGCCUCAAACAUAGUGUUUGUGGUGCAGCAGACCCAGUUCUACGUGGUGGCGGGAAGGACCUGAGGGACGGUGGCAUGCUGUGACGUCAGUGAAAGGACCCCAUGGCGGGCCGGGAGACUCCGAUGGGGGCCAGGGACGCGGGCGGGGAGAGGAGGGACACCCCUGUUCUCCCCCGCCUCACAGGAUCCGGCGUCAAGGUCCUACUCGGGAAUGCAAGAUCGAAUUCGGCUGCAAGUCGUUUUCCUGCGCUGCCAGAAUUGAGUACGAGUCGCCGGCCAUCACAGACAGGAUCAUAUUCAAGUCGAGGAGAAAGAUCAGGAUCCUCUUUAAGUCGACUCGCACCAAGACCACUAUCUUCUUUAAGCCGAACCAUGCCAAGACCAGAAUCUUCAUUAAGUCGACUCGCACCCAGACCAGAAUCUUCUUUAAGUCAACUUGCGCCCAGACCAGAAUCUUCUUUAAGUCGACUCAUGUCAAGACCACAAUCAUCUUUAAGCCGCCUCACGCCAAGACCAGAAUCUUCUUUAAGCCGAACCAUGCCAAGACCAGAAUCGUCUCUGAGUCUCCUCGCGCCAAGACCAACAUCUUCUUUAAGUCAUCCCUCAGUAACACCAGAGUCGCCAACAGCUGAACCAGGAUCGACAGCACCCCAACUUGCAGCGAGGCCAGAAAUUCAUUCAGAUCGACUCUUAACAAGACCAGAAUCAUCUCUAAGUCGACUCACAGGAAACACAGAAUCGCCUCCAUGUCAACCAGCAAAAAGACCAGAACCAAAGACCACUCACCCGGCCGCAGAAAGACCAGGAUCCGGCCAGAGCUCGGCAACCCAUCCGCCUAAGAUCGAAGCUCUGAAGAAAUCAGGUUCUCGACAUUCGCUGUGCAAAAGCCAGUCAGCGACGUCCUUGUCCCUGCCAUGCAUUCUUCCACCGCUUCCUUAUUAUCCAAGGCCUCCCCCCUCCUUAUCCUCCUCCUGUGCCCCCUUUGUCCAACCGAGGGGAAUGCCCGAAGCCCGGAGCACGGUUAAGGACCUCAAAGAAGAGCAACAACGCAUUCUCCAUGAAGAAAAGAGUUUGGAAGCAAAGCAGGACUUGGUUCAAACAGUAGACGUUGAGACGGAACACACUGCAGUCAGGAGAUGCACGGGGGAGGCACAACAAAGUAGAGUGAACAUUGACCUGAGUAUGGUUAAGACACAUCUUGCUGUAGUGAAGACACACCCUAGUGUAGUGAAGACACACCCUAGUGUAGUGAAGACACACCCUAGUGUAGUGAAGGCACACCCUAGUGUAGUGAAGACAUACCUUAGUGUGGUGAAGACACAUUCUUGCGUGGGGAAAACACAAUUCUUUGUGUUUACACCACAAUACAAUGUGUCUACACCACAGUACGGUGUGCCUACACCACGGUAUGAUGUGCCUACACCACAGUACGAUGUGCCUACACCACAGUACGAUGUGCCUACACCACAGUACGAUGUGCCUACACCACGGUAUGAUGUGCCUACACCACAGUACGAUGUGCCUACACCACGGUAUGAUGUGCUUGCACCACAACAUGAAGUGCAUAGACCAUACUUCAAACCACACAUCGAAGUAAUACAAUACUCUUAAAAGGCCGGAGCGCGAGACCGUCAGUGAAAAAGUCACUAAUGGGAGUCGCAGAAUACCAACGCUCUAAUUCGUCGGGAGAACAGGUUUCUCCGACAAAUCAUUUUGUUGAUGAUUUGGAACACACGGAUGCCACAGACAAAAGAGAAACGAGAAAAAAAAUCAGAGAAAUAGAGAUAAGAUCAGAAGAUAUAUAUAUGUUUAAGACAACAGUAAUUUUUUUUCGAUACGUUUGAAGACUGGUAUAAAAAGUACUCAAACCGACGGAGAAAUUUAACAUCUUCUGAACACCUUUUUUGUGCCUGACAUAAAUGAGGUUUGUUCAGCAAAGCAUGAUGGUGAACAACAGUUACUAUAUUCCUAGUUGAAUUAUAAGGAAAAUAAAGCAAUGUAUUUCCAGUAUUUU
Penaeus monodon (black tiger shrimp) is the source of this 2088-nucleotide messenger RNA. RefSeq names its product DNA-directed RNA polymerase II subunit RPB1-like. The record is from RefSeq and is a predicted model, not a curated record. Bases 177 to 1685 code for a protein of 502 amino acids. The transcript is spliced from 2 exons. NCBI's taxonomy places the organism in Eukaryota, Metazoa, Arthropoda, Malacostraca, Decapoda, Penaeidae.